Messenger RNA from Lichtheimia ornata, 1812 nucleotides. RefSeq lists its product as uncharacterized. Bases 1 to 1812 code for a protein of 603 amino acids. Gene Ontology annotation, cellular component: mitochondrial inner membrane. The transcript is spliced from 4 exons. The record is from RefSeq and is a predicted model, not a curated record. Gene Ontology annotation, biological process: lipid homeostasis; mitochondrion organization. Lineage: Eukaryota; Fungi; Mucoromycota; Mucoromycetes; Mucorales; Lichtheimiaceae.
AUGUUUUCCAGCAGGCUGGCAUCGCUGUCCAGAUGUUCAGCACGACGUUCAACCCCUCUUGCAUUAAGAACGACAACCCUACGUCCUCGAUUCUAUAGCAGCCAUGCACGUACACGGCUAUCGGUUCGAUCGCUACUGGCCAAGACGAUCGUAGGUGUUACAACAAUGAGCGCUGUGGGUGCUGUUGGACUCUAUUACACCAAUGAGGAUGCUCGCCAUGUGAUGGUGGCGAUUCAGCGUUGCAGCACAGCAGGUCUUAUUGGCGCACGAGUAGCCCUUGACUAUCAGAGGACGCUUUCCAAAGAGUAUGCCACUGAAGAAGAAUACAAGCAAGCCAAGCGUUUAUGCCAUAAGCGAUGUGCCACGCGUGUACUUGAAGGAUUACAGUCGUUGGGUGGUAUCUACAUCAAGCUCGGUCAACAUGUGUCAGCUAUGGUCUAUAUCCUUCCGCCUGAAUGGACCGAAACGAUGGCCGUAUUGCAGGAUCGUUGCGAACCCACGCCCAGUGAUCAAAUUCGAGAAUUGUUCCUUAGCGAUUAUGGUCAUUCGAUUGAUGAGAUCUUUGAAGAGUUUGAAUGGAAACCGAUUGGCGUGGCGUCCUUGGCUCAGGUGCAUCGUGCAAGGUUAAGAGCUGGUACCGAUGGCAGGGGUCGACUUGGUAACGAUGGAUGGGUCGCUGUGAAAUUACAACAUCCCGCCUUGGAUGAAUUCUGCAAAAUCGAUAUGGAGACAGUCUCGUUCAUUUUCGAUGUCAUCAAGAAAGCUUUCCCUGAUUUUGGAUUUGCAUGGUUGGUGGAUGAAAUGCGUGAAUCGUUGCCACGUGAACUGGAUUUUGUGCAUGAAGCACGUAAUGCCCGCUUGGUGACCCAGAACUUUGCUGAUGAUAUCAAACAUGGACGCACAGCAUUGACCGUUCCUCAAGUCGUAUGGGCACGUAGACGUAUCUUGUGCAUGGAAUUUGUCGAUGGUGCACGUAUUGACGAUCUCCAAUACAUGAAGGAUCACCAUAUCAACCCCGCUCAAGUCUCUGCUGAAUUGACACGUAUUUUCUCAAAGAUGAUCUUUUUACACGGCUUUGUCCAUUGUGAUCCUCAUCCUGGCAAUGUUAUUGUACGACCAAGCAAGAACCCCCGUACCAAGUAUAAUUUCGAUCUUGUGCUUUUGGAUCAUGGUCUUUAUCGCGACUUGCCGGAUGAAUUGCGGGUGGAUUAUGCACACUUGUGGACAUCGUUGAUCCGAGGUGAUGAGAAUGGCAUUCGUACGUAUGCUAAGCGAGUGGGAGGCACCGACACAUACCAGUUGUUUGCAUGCAUCAUGACGGGCCGUGCUUGGGAUACAGUGACUUCAGCCGAUUUAUCAUCAGUGCGCAGCAAGGGUGAAUUGAAUCAAAUGAGCGAAGGUGCCAUGGAAUGGCUUGUCGAUAUUGCUGAUAUUCUUGCACGAUUGCCACGCGUUGUAUUGCUGUUGCUCAAGACCAACGAUCUUUUACGCCAUGUGGAUGAGGUAUUGCGUUCGACAUCAACGGAUGAUCAUUUGACGUAUGUCAUUAUGGGCCAAUAUUGUGCCAAGGCUGUAUGGUUGGAUGCUCGUCAAAAUAUCCUCGAUCGUAUCGCAGUGAUUGGAUUGAAAUGGAACUUGUUCUCCAUGUUGGCACAUGUAUGGUGGAACUAUUACUCAUUGGCCGUGAUAUUGUGGUUGUAUCAACAAGGUUCAUCAUGGUCUCAAGCUUUGAUCACUUUACUACAAUCGCUUUCCAAGGCAAAAAAGAAGAUUGAGGAACGUAAACCAUUGAAGAAGAGUAGUCUACAAUAG